GGAGUCGGCCAUGCUAACAGCUUUGGAUAGGCUGUCAACAUGAAUAACGUAUCAGCGUUUGUUGGAAAAUUCCUACAGAUGUCGGCCUCUCUGUCCUCUAGGAUAAUGGGCAUGGCACACCAGAGGUUGCCCUUAUUUAGGCUAUCCUCUUUAAAACCAGAUGGAAAUAUUAUGAUGAUUUGUAGAACUUCCACUACCCAAAAUCAGAUAUGCAGAAUUGGAUUAACAAGACCUAAUGGAUGUUUGAACUCAUUUGGUCAUAAAAUUAUGCCUCUGAAUCAGAUGCAUGGUAGGACACAUUUUCAAACAAUGUUACAACUGAGCACACCUUUCCGCAGCAUGACAACAUUGAAUCAGAUGCAUAGACAAGCCCGUCCCAAACCUAAGAAAAAGAAUUCCAUACAAAAAGCCAUGAUGGGAAAACCAGCAAUGAAGGCUGUUGUUCUAAAACCUAUUAUACGUAAACCAAAAAAGCCUAACUCAGCCAACAGGAAAUGUGUCAAAGUACGGCUGAUGAGUGGAAAAGAGGUGAUUGCCUAUAUCCCUGGGGUAGGAAAUAAUCUCCAGGAACAUCAUUUGGUACUUGUAAGGGGCAAGGGCCCCAAAGACUUGGCAGGAGUGAAUUUCACAUGCAUGCGUGGACAGCUUGAUCUUGGUCUUCCACAAAAAAAGAAGUUAUGAGAGGUUUUAAAAUGACAGUAAUCAUGAAAAUUACGAAUAUUUUGUGAAAUGCAAAUUAAAAAAGUAUUGUAAUGGGACUUAUUUCACUUUUGUAUACCAAGAAUGAUAAUCCAUCUGGACCUGUUAUAAUGAAAUUAUAAUGAAAUUAUCAAUAAACAUAUAACAAAACUUGGUCA
Molecule: messenger RNA, 857 nt
Organism: Lingula anatina
Lineage: Eukaryota; Metazoa; Brachiopoda; Lingulata; Lingulida; Lingulidae
Product: small ribosomal subunit protein uS12m
Biological process (GO): translation
Cellular component (GO): ribosome; small ribosomal subunit
Molecular function (GO): structural constituent of ribosome
Source: RefSeq, a predicted model, not a curated record